Lachancea meyersii CBS 8951 is the source of this 1011-nucleotide messenger RNA. The record is from the annotation of a GenBank genome assembly. NCBI's taxonomy places the organism in Eukaryota, Fungi, Ascomycota, Saccharomycetes, Saccharomycetales, Saccharomycetaceae.
AUGCAUGGUAUAAAAAGACGGGAGUUGACCCAAGAGUUUCUUUCCAAGAAGAGGGCUCGGGAUGCUGAAAAGAUCGUCACUUACCGUACGCUAACGAAACGAGUGUUAGACGCUAAAAAUGAAGAAAAUUACACACUAGAGAAUCUGAACGCCACGACCAGACUGUUAGAGCUGAACCCUGAAUUCAACGCCGUGUGGAAUUUUCGAAGAGAUACGAUUACUCAUCUCAAAGAUGAGCUCGAUGUCGUAUUUUGGGACCAAGAGAUUAGAUUCACUACACAGCAGCUGAAAUUGUUUCCGAAGGUUUACUGGAUCUGGAAUCACAGAGUUUGGUGCUUGAAUGCGUAUCCAGGCUCACCCGUCGAGAAAUGGCAGCAAGAAUUGCUACUGGUCAACAAGCUCUUGACCAUGGACGCCAGGAACUUCCACAGCUGGCAUUAUAGAAGGGUCGUGAUCAAAAGGCUAGAACAGAUGACUCGAACGAGCUUAAACCAGCAGGAACUUGACUAUACCACCGCUAUGAUAAAUGCGAACAUCUCCAAUUUCUCAGCUUGGCAUCUAAGAGCAACUCUGCUGCCCAAAAUGUUUGCAUUAUCUGAAAUUCCAAAUGUGAAAGACUUCAUUCAGAAGGAACAACGGUAUAUCACCAACGCAAUGUUCACAGAUGCUGAGGAUCAAUCGGUAUGGUACUAUAUAAAAUGGUUUGUCAAGAGUGAUUGCGUCUUGAAAGUUCUCAGUACAGAGGAGUACAAAAUCAUGCUGCAGGAGCUAAAGGAUGGCAUUGUCAUGAUAAAUUUGGACGAAAUGGAGUUUUCUGGCAAAGAAAACAUGUGGUGCCUGAAGUUAUUGUGCUUUUUGGAAACAAUACAGGUCGAGGAACUGGGCCUAGACAUAGAUGCUAUGAAACCCGAAUAUCUGAGGAAGCUCGUGUCAUUCGACCCGCUAAGGAAAAAUAGAUAUCGUUCCCUUGCUGAGAAAAAGAUGAUUCUUUCUCGAAGGGAUGCAUGUUGA